CCCCUCCUGCGGUCUCCAGCCGUUUCUCGGCCGGCUGCGGCGGCUUCUCCCGGUCCCGCUGGAUGAGUAACAGCUCUGGCUGGGUCGGCGCGGGGAUCAUGGGCGGAGAAGCCGUGACAGGUCUGAGCACAGCCCGGCGGUGUCGCUGGGCGGGGGAAGAAGGAGGCGCCCCCCGGGGGUAGGAGGGGAGCCGGGAGAGAACCUGAGCGGAGGCACCGGAGAAGCCCUGCCUCCGGCCGAGGAGUCCCACAGACAUCGCAGGCGCGGCGCGGCGCGGCGCGGCACAGCCGCCUAGACCCCCGGAGGAGAGCCGCCGGCGUCAAAGGCGCGCCCAGCCCGGCUGGAACGCCUGGCUCUCUCCCGCCCCAUCCAUGCCGCUCUCCCGCUCGCUGGCUCCUUGAGCCCGGAUCCCCUCUGAUGUCGGGUCCCCGGAGCGCCUUGCAGGCCUGGUGCCGCCGCCAAUGCGAGGGCUACCCUGGCGUGGAGAUCCGAGACCUCAGCAGCUCCUUCCGGGACGGCCUGGCCUUUUGCGCCAUCCUCCAUAGGAACCGGCCGGAUUUGCUGGAUUUCAACACACUUUCUAAGGAAAAUGUAUAUGAGAACAAUCGCCUGGCAUUUGAGCUGGCAGAGCAAGAGCUGGGGAUCCCCGCCUUGCUGGACCCCAGCGACAUGGUCUCCAUGAGGGUUCCUGACUGCCUUAGCAUCAUGACCUAUGUGUCUCAGUAUUACAACCAUUUUAACAACCCCAACCAAGCCAGAGUCCCUCCACCUAUGAAGCACCCAACAGUUUCCUCUGCCCCCACUUUGCCAGUGCACAGGGCUGUGGUUGGAUCCGAGACCUCGUUGGCUUCCCAGGACGAUGUUGCAGAAGGCCUGGCUGAGCAGUCCCAGCGCACUACCCUCAGUAGCACAUGUGUAGCUUGCCAACAACAUGUUCACCUGGUCCAGCGCUAUCUGGCGGAGGGUAAACUGUACCACCGUCAGUGCUUCAGGUGUAAGGAAUGCUCCAGCACACUCCUCCCUGGAUCUUACAAGCCUGGGCCAGAAACAGGCACAUUUGUGUGUACCCAACAUCGUGGCAAACGGAGCCUGAGCAGGCCCAACCCCGAUCUUCAGCAUCCAGAGAAAAGGACUGAGGCUGGGAUAGAAAGUGCUGGUAAGGAUGAAGAGAAUGGGGUGUUAGAAACUCAUCCAUCAGCUGCUGGAGAGAUGGGGGAAAGAACAGCUGAUGGAGUGGCAAUUGAGGUGCCGCCUGCCCAGCCGAAGAGUGAAGCAUUCCACUCUACACGUGGCUCUGAAUCUGGCCUCCAAAUGCCUCCCAAGCCUCCUGUGCCAACCAAACCAGCACUGCUGAGCCAGGAUAAAGCCAACCUGCAUCAUGGACAGCUCAAGGAGACCCGACCCACCCCUGCCCCCAGGAGAGUCACAGACACAGCAGCUCUGUCUCCACCCAGCUCUCAUCCUGUCCCGAAGCCCAGAGCCAACAUGCAGAAUGAGGGCACCUAUGAGCCAGGCUGUGGCGUCGUCAAUGGUGGGGCUCCUGAAUCUGGACCUCCAGUUCCAAAGCCCAGAGGCAGACCAGCUUCCUCAGACCGAGCUGGAGACACUCCACGGGGAAAGGACCCUCCAUGGAUCGUGCUGGUCCAGGCAGAGCCCAAGAAGAAACCUGCUCCUCCCCCUCCUGGUCCCAACAAAGAUACUCCACCAAGGGCUUCUGAAGAGGAAGAAGAUGGAGAAGAAGCAGCAGAGGAGGCAAGAGGCAGAGAGAGCAGGCCUCGGGAGCCAAAACCUUACAACCCCUUUGAGGAGGAGGAGGAGGAUGCUGUUGCAGAGGAGGAGUCUGUCACACCAGCAACCACACAACAGCCAGAGCAGACCGAAGCCACCCCCAAGGUCCUCCAUCCCUGGUAUGGCAUCACACCUACCAGCAGCCCAAAGACCAAGAAGCGGCCAGCUCCAAGGGCUCCCAGUGCCUCUCCACUUGCUCACCACUCCAUCUCGAGGCUUUCCCACUCAGAGCCACCCUCCUCCACCCCGUCUCCUGCCCUCAGCCUGGAGAGCAUCACAUCUGAGUGUUUGGCCAAGACUGCUGGCAACCUGGAUGAGACCUCUGUGCCUAAGAGCUCAUCAGAGCCAAUGGUCCAUGCUCCAACAGCUUCCACAGUCUCCUGCUCAGGCCCUCCACUCGCUAGCACCUCUUCUAGUGAGAUCCCUGCUGCUCUGCCCAGCUGCUCCACAAACUCCUCCUUUUCAUCGUCCAGUGAUUUAGCUGCCUAUAGUAAUGGAACAAAUUUACAGGCUACCAGAAGCUGUUCAGCUGGCAACUUGAAAACCAGCCCGGGACGAAUGUCUCCAAGGCUUCCUCCUGGUGCUGCUCCAACCCCUAUCCUCUUAACAUCUGAACCGAGUGAGAUUGUUACGAACUCUCCCUCACCCAAGGCACAGCAGAAGUCUUCGUGUAAAGAGAAUCCCUUCAACCGGAAGUCCUCACCUGUUACUUCCCCUUCGAUUAAGAAGAUCCCAAAGGGACCCAAGCCAGCAAGGCCUCCUGCUCCAGGACACGGUUUCCCGCUAAUCAAGCGGAAGGUUCAGUCAGAUCAGUACGUCCCAGUGGAGGAUAUUUAUGGUGAGAUGGACAGCAUUGAGCAGCAGUUGGAUGAGCUGGAGCACCGAGGAGUAGAGCUGGAAAGGAAGCUCCGCAGCAUGGAGAAGGAUGCUCCUGAAGAUGGUCUGCUGGUUGAUUGGUUCAAGCUCAUCCAUGAGAAGCACAUGCUGGUGCGUCGUGAGUCUGAACUCAUCUACAUUUUUAAGCAACAGAACUUGGAGCAGCGCCAGGCAGAUGUGGAGUAUGAACUUCGGUGCCUUCUCAAUAAACCUGAGAAAGAGUGGACAGAUGAGGACCGGGUGAGGGAGAAGGUGCUGAUGCAAGAGCUGGUCACCAUAAUUGAACAACGGAAUGCCAUCAUCAAUUGCCUGGAUGAGGACCGGCAAAGGGAGGAAGAGGAGGAUAAAAUGUUGGAAGCUAUGAUUAAAAAGAAAGAAUUUCACAAGGAGGCAGAAGCUGAUAGUAAGAAGAAAGGAAAAUUCAAGCCCAUGAAAGUGUUGAAGCUACUUGGAAACAAACAUGAGUCAAAAAACAAAUCUCCCAAGGAGAAAAGCUAGAGCAUGUCAGAGCCGGAAGGAUGCCACACUUCCAUAAUUGCAGUGAUCCUCUUUGACUGGCACCUGGCAAACAGGACUUCUGUUUCCUGCCUUUUUAAAAGAAGCUGUGCCUCAUCAUAAACCAAAGCUGGCUCUUCCUAGAGGAAUUCCAUCAACUUCCAGCCAUAGACACUCCUGUGCCUAGUAAAAGGGGGUAGGCACGGCAUGUCCGAUCAGCACUGAAAAUUACAGAGGGACAGACUGGAGGAGAGAGAGCUGCUUGUUCCUUCAGUUUCAGGGUGGGGUGGAGGAAACUGAAAUAGCUUUAGACUUCCUCAGUUGUGUGUUCUUUAUUAUUAAUGGUUCUCAGCAGUACAUAAUUUGGGUGUCUGUGGGAAACUUGCACUAAUUGUUCCCCUUCUCUAACUGUGAUAGUCACAUGUGCCUCGAACCCUUCUGUGCUGGAGCAGGGGAGGCUUUCCAUUGUCCUUGGCCCCUCCUUCCACACAGGAAGCCCUUCUUUUUUGAUCUGCUUGUCAAAAAUCUCACUUUGGUCACUUAAAAUGUUUAGGCUUUGAGAGCAGGAUUAUUUUACUUUUGUUGGUUUAAACUAUUAACCAGAGAAAUCUCUCAGCUCUCUCUGGUUAACCAGAGAGAUUAUAGAAUCAGCCCUAAACCUAACCCCUAUUCCUCAAAACCUUCCCUGCCAGUGAAGGAGAGGUUCUACGAAUGUCGGACCUCUUGGAAACUAUUCAGUAAAGCAGGGAGGUAAAACUGAGGAGGUACUGGUGCAGGUCCAAACAGGUCCCUCUCUUUUGCUGCUGCUACUAAUUUCGUCCACUGUGCUCCUCAGGGGACAAGGCAGGCAGGGGAAUGGUCACACCUUCCCUGCCCACUGCUAGGGUAUAGGAGGAAGAUGUCAAGCUAUACUCCGUGCCAACAAGGUUUCCUUUUUGCCUUCCUCACCAGUGCCACCCUGUACUCCAAUUGGGAGCGAUCUCAGCUACUCCUCCACUGGAUCGGUCUGUAUAUACUUUUCUUAGUGUGCAAGAGGGGGUUUUGUACAGUUCUUUCUUAGCUGAAUGUCAAGCCCCCACAUCUCUUUGUGCUCAGUCUUGUGUGCGCACACACAGACAUGCUUUUGCAUGUGUUGGGAGAGGAGAGGCAUCUUCCCUUCUUCCUUCCUGCCUUCUCUUCUCAAUCGAGGAGUUAUUUAUUAAAAUGUUUUGUUUUGUCUGAGUUAGACACUGAUAGUAUUGUAGGUGUUGGUUAGUCAGCUGUUAGUCUUGGGUUCUUGUUAGCAGAGGAGAUGCUCAGCCCAGAGCAAAUUGCUGUGCUGCCUUAUCUAAACGCAUUGAAAUGUUUUACCAGUCUUCAUUACAGGUGUGUGGUUGGGGGGGGGGGAGUUCCCCACUGUUGCCACACCUACUUGAAGCAACAUCCUCAUUCCCUACAAGUGGAUGAUGUCAAACACCCUAUUGCAAGGUCACCCCUGAGUUUGAUCCCAAAGCACAACUUCCCCUCUGUAAAAGAAAACAAACUUGUAUUAUUAAAAGGUACCAGAUCUACUCCCAUCUGAAAUCCUCUGUCCUCAAUGGACAUUAUUAUACUGUAUUAACCACAAUCUCCACUGACAUUCAGGGAAUAAAAAUUAAACA
Eublepharis macularius is the source of this 4799-nucleotide messenger RNA. It is a transcript of the gene MICALL1, whose product is annotated as MICAL like 1. Gene Ontology annotation, molecular function: protein binding. The record is from RefSeq and is a predicted model, not a curated record. Lineage: Eukaryota; Metazoa; Chordata; Lepidosauria; Squamata; Eublepharidae. Bases 418 to 3162 code for a protein of 914 amino acids. The transcript is spliced from 16 exons.